Molecule: messenger RNA, 3000 nt
Organism: Strigops habroptila (Kakapo)
Lineage: Eukaryota; Metazoa; Chordata; Aves; Psittaciformes; Psittacidae
Product: Wilms tumor protein 1-interacting protein homolog
Exons: 8
Coding region: 1-2079 (692 amino acids)
Biological process (GO): negative regulation of hippo signaling; cytoskeleton organization; response to hypoxia
Cellular component (GO): adherens junction; P-body; nucleus
Molecular function (GO): transcription corepressor activity
Source: RefSeq, a predicted model, not a curated record
AUGGAGAAGUGUGAGGAGGACGAUGUGGUACUGAAGGCCACUAAGUUCAUGGAGGAUUUGUCCUUCUACGAGCCCUGCCCGGACGGUUUGUACGGCAGCGGCGGCCGCCGGAAUCUGGCGCUGCACCCCGACCUGGAGGAGACCAAACGGGUUACCGCCGUCCACGUGACGACGGAACAGUGGGGUUGGAAGACGAACGGCACUGCCGUGCUGCCCUCCGCCGAAGUCUUCCCCGCCGCCGCUUCCUGCGCUAAAGCCUACCCGCCUGCGGCGCCGGCCGCCCCGCUCCGCGCCGCCAACGGCCGCGCCGCUGAGCCGCCGCCGUGCUGGGAGGAGGGGCUGUGCACCCGCUCCGAGGUGGCGCUGCCCUGCUACAGCGGUUUCGCCGACAAGGGUAAGCGCUACUCGGCCGAGGGUUACCGCUACGCCGCGGGCAGUGCCUAUGAGAGCGGCUACGUGGUCAAGGGCAGCGGGCGGGCGCCCGGUGGCGGCCCGGACGGCAAGUAUAGUGGAGCCAGCCCGAGGGCCAGCCUGGUCGCUUACUCGCCGGGCCCCGCCGCCGAGCAUGGCAAGUUCUCCAGCCCGGGCGGCGCGGCGGCGCUGCCCUACGAGAAGUUCUCUAGCCCGCGCUCCAGCUUGGUGGUACCCAGACAGGAGAAGUAUAGCAGCCCCCGUGCCAGCCUGAUGCAGUACGACGGCGCCGCCCUCAGCCCCCGCUCCAGCUACACUAGCACGGCCAGCGACACCAGCAAGCACUCUAGCCCCCGCGCCAGCCUCACAAGUUACGAUGGCGGUGGCAGCAGCAAGCCCAGCAGCAACCGUACCAGCGGCAUCAGCAUGGGCUACGACCAGCGCCGCUCCAGCACCGCUAGCCAGUACUCCUGCACCACCAGUCCUCGUUCCAGCUACUCGGACUCCAAGCACGGCCCGCCGGGCAGCAGCGCCGAGCCGGAGAGUGCGGGCGGCGCCGGGCUUGCCCUGGCCAGUCCCCGCUCUAGCCUCUGCGGCCCUGAGGGCCGCGGCGCGGCGGGCGCCGCCGUGGUGAGCCCCCGCUCCAGUAUCUCUAGCCAAAGCUCGCGGAGCUCCCGCGGCUCCAUGAGUGCCUACCCCGAGCUGCAGCUGUCCUCGCCUCGUUCCUCCCUGCUGGGGCCCGGCCUGCAGGAGGACGGCGCCGCGCCGGAGCUGGGGGACGUCUACUAUAAGAUCUAUGCCCAGUCCCCGCCGCGGCACGACCAGCAGCACCUGGCCGCCGCCCUCGAGGCCGUGUCCCCCUAUGCCUACUGCCCGACCAAAGGUUCCGCUUCGGCGCCCAAAUUCAAGCUCCCCUACCAGGUGACGCCGUGCCGGGAGAGCGGCCCCAGCCAGGCGGAGAGGCGGCUGGAGGCGCUGACACUGGAGCUGGAGAAGGAACUGGAGAUGCACAUGAAGAAAGAGUACUUCGGUAUUUGUAUAAAAUGUGGAAAAGGUGUGUAUGGAGCGAGCCAGGCUUGCCAAGCAAUGGGUAACCUCUAUCAUACCAACUGUUUCACAUGCUGCUCUUGUGGGAGAAGACUACGAGGAAAAGCGUUCUACAAUGUCAAUGGCAAGGUGUACUGUGAAGAAGACUUCCUAUAUUCAGGUUUUCAGCAAACAGCAGACAAGUGCUUUGUUUGUGGACACCUCAUAAUGGAAAUGAUCUUGCAGGCCCUUGGAAAGUCAUACCAUCCUGGCUGCUUCCGCUGCAUGGUGUGUAACGAGUGUUUGGAUGGAGUCCCUUUCACUGUAGAUGUGGAGAACAAUAUUUACUGUGUCAAAGACUACCAUACGGUUUUUGCACCAAAAUGCGCUUCCUGUAACCAGCCGAUACUACCAGCACAGGACUCCGAGGAGACCAUUCGGGUGGUGUCAAUGGACAAAGACUACCAUGUGGAGUGCUAUCACUGCGAAGAUUGUGGCUUGCAGCUCAAUGAUGAGGAAGGCCGUCGUUGUUACCCAUUAGAGGGCCACUUGCUCUGCCAUGGCUGUCAUAUCAGGCGCCUUAAUAUUGAACUGCCAUCACAUCCACCUCCAAGCUAUCCGAUGCAUAUCACAGAACUCUGAAAGACAUUUCCAUUACCAAUAAGCCAUUUGAAAGAGAAGACAAAAAUCUAAAAAUUACUUUCCUGUUCCUUUAAAGAUGAGAUUCCAGUAAUAACCAUCUAAACCAGCUAUUUAUUUUUUAAAACAGAGGUGAGGGUUCCUUUUCUGAUCUUGUACAUAUGCAUUCUUUUAUCUAGACGUUUUCACUGAGACACCAUCUACUUGAACAAAUAAUUCACCACUAAACUGUAACUGUAAAUGGCAGCAUUUCUAAAGCAAUGGUACAAAGGGCUGUUCUGCACUCCCUACUCACUUUCCUCCAGUGGAGAUUUCACCCAAGUAAGAAGUGUAGAAUUACUUUCCAAAAGUUAGCACCUUAUCAUAUUGCAGCAAGCAUGAUAAGAUAAAUGCUAGCAUUUUAGCUAGUUUUGUUGAAUUAUGGUCUUAGAGAAUACAGGCUCACAUUUUUUAAAACUUAGGAAGCAAACAAGUGUUUUUAGUAAGGACAUUUUCAGCAUGGGUUAAAUAAUAGCAUUCUCUGAAGAAGCAUCAGUCCAGCUUUCUAUCCUACAAGGUUCCACAGUCAUCCAAAGACUAUUUAGCUUGUUGAAGAAAUAUGGCAAGCAUCUCUCAUAAAAACUACGUUACAGAGGAUUAUAUCCAAAAGGUUAGCACAUGCAGGGUCAUAACAGUUGAAGAAAGUUACAGACCUCUGUAAUUGCUUGCCAUGUACAACUGUAGCCAUGGUUUCAAAAUACAUUCAUAUCAACUUGAUGAUUUGGCACUUACUAAAGAAUUCAUCUUUCAAAGCUGUUUUUUGUUUAAUAGGGUUAGCUGCCCCUUUCUAUGCAAAGGUACACUUGUCUUUAUACUACUUGUUUUAUACAAGACUUCAUUUGGUACCAACUGCUUUAUGAUUGUAUGUUGAUACAUUAUUAAAAA